AUGAGUAACAUUUAUAUUCAAGAACCUCCAACUAAUGGAAAGGUGUUAUUAAAGACAACUGUUGGUGAUAUUGAUGUAGAACUUUGGUCUAAAGAAGCACCUUUAGCAUGCAGAAAUUUUGUUCAACUAUGCAUGGAAGCAUACUAUGAUGAUACUAUCUUCCAUCGAGUUGUAAAAGGAUUCAUUGUUCAAGGUGGAGAUCCAACAGGAACUGGUACUGGUGGUGAGUCCAUUUAUGGGGAACCUUUUAAAGAUGAGAUCCAUUCAAGGCUUAGGUUUAACAGAAGAGGUUUGGUUGCAAUGGCCAAUGCUGGAAAAAAUGACAAUGGAUCACAGUUUUUCUUUACACUGGGCGAUACACCUGAACUCCAAAAGAAACAUACAAUAUUUGGAAAAGUGGCUGGUAAAACAAUAUACAAUAUGAUAAAAUUAGAAGAUGGAGAAAUAGAUAGUGAUGACAGACCUGCUUAUCCUAAUAAAAUUAUCGGCACUGAAAUUUUAAACAAUCCAUUUCCAGAUAUCAUCCCUAGAGAAACAAAGCAAAAGAAAAAAUCUGAAAACGAUGGAGGUAAGAAGGUUAUAAAGGCUAAAGCUGUCAAAGAUUUUAAAUUAUUAUCUUUUGGAGAAGAAGCAGAAGAUGAUGAAGAAGAAAUUCAUAAUAUUAAUAAAAAUUUUGUUGGCAAAACCAAACAUGUACCUGGUUUAGAAGUUUCAGAAGAUUUAGUGCCUGAAACUCUUAAACGUAAGCAUAGUGAUAGUGAAUCAGACAAUGAUGAUUCUUCUAUAAAGCAGGCUAAAACUAAGGAAGACCAUGACAGUCAAAAUGACACCAUUGAAAUUGCUUCAAUCGCCGAAAACAUUCGUAAAAAAUUAAACCCAUCUGGUAAAUUGAUACCUGAAGAUAAAGAAAGCACUUCUAAAUUAUCUUGGGAUGAAAAGGAUAAAUCACCACCACCAAAAAUAAAAGAUAAUUUUAUGAUUGAGGAAUACAAUAAAGAAAAAGAUAAAUACAGUGAAAUGAAAACGAAAUUGCCUAAAAAAGGUGCUUCCAGAGAAAAGCAAACACUUGAAAUGCUUAUGAAAUUCAGGCAAAAAAUAAACAAACUGCAGGUGAAUAAUGAAGACAGUGAGGCUGGUGACAAAAGUAGCGAUAAAGAAACCGAUGAUAAAGAUUGGCUAACACAUUCUUUGAAAUGUGAAGACAAGGUAACAUUGGCCAAAGAUGCUAAUGUCAAAAGUGAUGAUUGGUUUGAAAUUACUGAUCCGCGUAACGCUUUAAACAAGAGACGUAGAGAAAAUUCAAAAUUCUCAAAAGUAAGAAUCAAAGAAGAAUUAAAAUAA
Nezara viridula (southern green stink bug) is the source of this 1341-nucleotide messenger RNA. The record is from the annotation of a GenBank genome assembly. NCBI's taxonomy places the organism in Eukaryota, Metazoa, Arthropoda, Insecta, Hemiptera, Pentatomidae.